Messenger RNA from Rhopilema esculentum, 6011 nucleotides. Its product is annotated as mdm2-binding protein. Gene Ontology annotation, biological process: regulation of protein ubiquitination; traversing start control point of mitotic cell cycle; protein localization to kinetochore. The record is from RefSeq and is a predicted model, not a curated record. Lineage: Eukaryota; Metazoa; Cnidaria; Scyphozoa; Rhizostomeae; Rhizostomatidae. Gene Ontology annotation, cellular component: kinetochore.
UGCCCCGUUGAAAAAAAGGACCGCUAAAACGGGGCAUGCAUAUGUACCAUGAAUUUCUCAAAGCAUCAAGAAUUUCAAAGAGACGGGCUGAGAGAGAUCCAGCACUAUGGCCAAGAUAUAAGCAGCUUCGAAACCAGGGGCGGUUUCAGGCGUCAAAAUCGCAGGAUGGCUAGAAAACCCAAGGGCCCGGUUUAGGGCGUGGCGGGAAAAAUUGAGCCACACCCACUAAAAAUGUGGCUUGGAAUACGAUUGAUUCAAUAAAAAUUGAUAAUAAAGCAAUACGCUAAACAGCAGCAGUAUAUCGACUUUAAUUCGUAAAUUCGGACCCAAUUGAAUCCAUACCUUUCCGCUCGUGUAAACAGGCUUUAAAAUCCCAUGUAGAGUUAAGAAUCAAAAUCAAAACUUAUUUAAAUUCUCUCUCGAGUUUCAACUCUUUUCGAAGAAGUGCAAAUGAACCAGCAAUGACUUGCUCGUAAUCAAGUGGAUUUUUCUCUUCUUUUGAAAUUAUCAGUAGCGCUGAAUAAUCUUUCAAAGGAAACUUGGGUGCAGCCAAGUGUCAUCAAGCAUUUAUACGCGUUGUAGAGGGAAGGGUAUGCUACUAGGUGCAUGUUGUAUUCACUAAUUUCUUUAUAAAAACCAGUAAAUUUAGGUUUUUAAUUUUCGCAAAAAUCCGAGGGUGGAUUGUCCUUAAUUUGUUCUUAAAUUUAUAGGGUGAAAGCAGUGCGAUUGCUAGCUUUUUCGCUCUUGGGAGGUGUUCAGGCAUUAUGUGCCAACAAAGUGAGGGGGACAGCCUUCAUUUGACGACAAGGUUGAAUAUUUACCGAAAAGCAACCACAUGGCUAAAAUUAAAAAUCCUCGUUUUGGGAUAAAAUGUUGUGCAAAAAUGCAUUAAACAGUAACUCAGCCUUAGCUUGUUCCUAAUUUGAUCUCAACUUUUGGCCAGUUUUGAUGCUCAUAUUCUUAUAAAAUUGUUAUAUAUGAUAAAAGAUAUAAAUAUGUAAAAAAAAUAAAAAUGAGCGUCGGUACAAAGUUUUGAAUGCGCAGGGUAUGCACAGUUGGCAAGCUUUUACCCUUUUGAUAAAGGGUGUCGAUGUUGACUUUGGGGUCCUUUCUCUCUUUGUGAAUCCCCACCUUGAAAGUCAUAGUUUUUCUCUCCAUAUGUUUCUUCUCUAAGAGCUUGUUCCUUGAGAUAAUCUGUUUUCAGGAUCUCUAUUUCCAUCACUUGAUCGAUAAGCUGCUGGUAGCAAUUUGCAAAUGCCAGCAAUUCUGACAUUCUAUGAACUUGAAAUCUUGAAAAAGGCUCUUAUUGCUCUUUUGCUUCCUCUUUGUAUCAACAAAUCAUCUUAGCAUUGUUAAAUCCUGAUACAGAUCUCUGUAACCAGAUGAUAGUGACGACCCCUUGUCAUCUCUCUUCUGAAUUUCCUGUUUUAAAUUUUACGUUAUUUUACAUUUACUGAAGCCCCCUGCCAAUAAUUGCAGCCUAAGCCUUAUGUCCUGUAUAAUAGUGUACUAAGUGAAAAUAAAUACAAUGAGCAGCCGCCCCCCCCCCUCCCCUCAAUAUGAAUUUCGUUCCCACAGCACUGUCUCUGACAGUCAGAUACCCUGGGCAUCAGAGCCACAUAAAUUAGAGAGCGGAAAUAGAAGAUAAGAGUACGCUCAUUUGCAUCUCUGCUUGGCAUUCUGUUUACGCGCUCGAAAUUUUGUGGCUCUGGGACCCAGGGUACACGUAAGAUUGAACACGUUGCUGAAAUAACGGAAACCAGGGUUUGGGUGGUUUGAAGCGCAUGUAUUGGGACUUUAAUCGCAAUAUAAUCAGUCUAGGGCAUUAAGUAUUUGACAUAAAGUUAAAAAAUUUUCUCCAACACGGGAAGGCUCGUAAAUUUUUUGUACACAGGGCCCGGGUGGCGAUCGCCACUUUGCCACCCGGGCCAGACCGCCCCUGACCACACUCGUUGCUUGUAAUUAUUCUUCAGCACAAUGCGUCCCUCCCCGUAUCUUUAGGCCUAUAAAAUACCUUCUGGGUACAUUUUCACGACAAAGAUUUCUAAUUUGGCCUUACCAAGAGGAAAGAAAUUUGAUUCAUAUCAAAUUUCUUUUUCUACAAAUUCAAUUUGACAAACUAAAUAUAAAACAUUCGCACUGUCCUACUCAUGCCAUAUUAGGUUCUAAACGACAGACAGAAAAAUUCAAGAAUUCUAUAUCUAAAAUGGUCUAUAUUAUUAGGUAAUAGACUUGAAAAGUUAUUUCUAAUCUAUUUGAAGAUAAAAAUUGCAAACAUAUACAUUUUCAACUCAUAAAACCACGACAAGCCACUGCCAUAUUCCCCCUGUAACUGCGUAAACUAAAAGAGCCAUAAUUUUUAAAAUUAUCUUUAAAAACCCCCAAAAAAUUGCUAUGUGUUGUUGAUUUAUAUCUCCUAUUACUACCUGCAUCAGAAAAGGCAAUGAAAUAGUUGUGAGCCACGAGAAAAUCAUUCAUUAAAACAAGCAAUUUUCCAUACUGAACCCUAUUGCAGCUCGCUUUUUGCCACUAUUUAAAAUGGCGGAAGUAAACAAAUUUGCCUCACUCGGCAGUACGCAGCAUCAGACGGGCCGAGUCAGCCCGGGCUCUUCGGGUUAUCGACAACGGACGGCUGAGAGGUCAACUCGAAACGAGGUAAAUGAGCGGGAAAGUUGUUUCUCAAUGGUUUCAGUAAUCAGGAAAGAUGGAACGUUUUACACUUAUUUUAUUUGACAGCCAAGUCUUGUCAUGUUUGCCAGCUUUGAAUGAAGACUUCAAAGGAAUAAAUGAAUCUGGGAAGUCACUUGCUCAACCAGUAAUUGAAGACUCAUCAUUUCUCACUGGAAUAACAUCAGUUCAAAAGACCUAUGUUGCAUUCUACUCUUUUGACAGUCUUAAAGGUGGUUUGGAACUGCCAAAAUGUCAAUGGAAUUCUAUAUCCAGUCAAUUUAUCAAUGAAGAAUUGAAUGAUGGGAAUUUGAUUUUGUAUCUGCUUUGGGAAUAUGCUAAAGAAUUUCAGGAAUCAAAAUGUGCUGAGACGAGGUCCAAUCCAACUAUUUCUAAUGAUCCUGUAGAUCAUUUGCAUGAGCUGGCUGACAAAUUGCCUAUUGAAGGGUCAUAUAUAUUGGAAGUUAUCUUGGUAGAAAGUGGCUCUGAUAUGCUUCACCCGGAGGAUUGUUUGUCAUUUUACGGAUAUCUAAAAAGAUUGGAGCUUUGGCACAAUGCCAGAAUCAACUUUUUUGACAUUGACGAGCUUGUUUUGGAAAGUGGUGGUACAAAAAACAGUCUAGCAAUGGAAAUAUGGAAGGAUGCUAUUAGAAUUGGCAGGAUAAAGAAAUCCUGCAAGAGCAUGACACUUAGACCAUCAAUUCUAUGGAAUGGAGAUAUGAUCUUACGCAAUGAGAAUGGCUGCCAUACUUGUGUGCCUGGCUUUGAACUGCGUAGUAAUGCUAACUUUCAAGCUUGUGUUUCCCUUCAGGAUACUGAUGCUGAUGGCGUACAAAGACUGUUGAUUAACAACGAAAUUGAGGUUCUCCAAGCCAUAGAAUGCCACGAGGUUCCACUGCACGUGUGCUGUGCUCAUAAACUAAGACUUACCGCAAAAGAAGAACGUGAAAAAUCUACAGACUACUUUUUGAAUGUAAUUCAGAAAGCAUGCCAAGAGAAUAUCUGCUUUCUUGGCUGUAUACUGUACGACUUGCAAAAGUCACGAAACCAAAGUGAUCAGCCACUGACUACAAAGAAAUGGUUCGAUUAUGUGAAUGAUAAAAAUACUGAAUACCUCGUCCCAAAAGAUCUAAAGAAAGUUAUGCCAAAAAGAUGUAUGGUUGUCAUUAAGGGAUCCGAGUAUGGAGAUGACGUUGAUGUGAUAUUCCUUAAAGAUCUAGAUUGCUUUAAUGGAAGCUCCCUUUACAGUUUCCUGUGUGACGAACAUUCCUUAUCGAAAAACACUGAAUUUUUUGAACCCAACUUUAAGUGGAAGUUGGCGAUAAUUACAGACGGUGAUAUCUUAAAGGCAGAUCUAAAGUUUCAUGAAAGACUUUGUCGGAGCUUGGAAGUACCCGAUCCAGAGACAGAAGAGAGUGACUUGUUUUUAUCAUUUUCGGAAAAAACCGAGAAGGAAUAUAUCAGAGAUUUCCACUUAAACGACGGCGAAGAAAUAGCAAUGGAAUAUCAUGCAGCAAAGGUACUUAGUCCUUCACUGUGGCCUGAAAGACUUGCUUGGAGCAACCAGGAGACUUCAGCUUCAGCCUUAAUUAAAGGAUCCCUUAAAAGGUUUCAGUCAGCAGAAGGCCACAUGAAAUUGAAAGGCAUUCCCGUCUCGGCUGAAAGUCAUUACCAAGAUGUAACAGAAAACUUCUCUCAGAUUCAAAAAUUAUUCGAUGAAUUUGGUGGACCUGCAAAUACAGAGAUGAAAAGGAUUCCUUUAGUCGCCGAUCGUCUCUUCAAACAGCUACCACCCGAAGAUGAUGUAAAAAACCUCCCAUUCUCAAAAGCAACUCAGUUUUUCGGUCAUGGGAUUGAUUAUUGCCUGGAUUCGCACAAUUCACUGAAACUGGAUGCAAAGAUAACCAGGAUACAGAAACGAUUCAUAUCAGAUGAUACCAGCUGCACAUUGACUCAAAUACAAAGGAAAGGUUCAAGACUAAAAAGGGUGUCUAAAAACGGAAUACUUUCGGAUGAAAAUCGCCAGUCAAGAAAAAAGCGGUCACCACAAAAACCCUCGAAGGAGAAAGUACAAGCAUCCCAGAAUAAAAAUAACAAUACUUCAAAUUCCAAAGAAAAAUUCGAAGACGAUAAGAAAAAAGUUGUGAAGGUUAAAGAUUCUGAUGUUGAUGACUCUACUAGCACUGCAAAUAAGGAAACAAGAUCACAACGCCAUCAAAGGAGGCUGCGGAUCAUUUGCGAAGGAACAUUACAAAAAUACGGAAAAAUUGAUAAAAAGGAUCCUGUCUUUGAAAGAUGUGUCACGAGAUUAUUCACGUUGUGUAAAAGUUUUUUAAAAGACCUCAAGACAUCGGAAGGGCUAACCGCUGAAAUGAAAAGAAUUGCAAAGUGUAAUGUUCUGCAGGUUGUUGAGUUCGAAAAAAGGGGCAACUGAGCAGAGUUAUGCUUUUUAAAAAAUGUACAAGAAUCUUCUGGAUAAUAUUAUACGACGUGUAUCAUACUGGCAGCAGAAGAUUGUUUAUUUUAUGUCAAUAUAUACUUCUGUAAAUAAAUGAAUAUCAAAGUUUGUCCUUGCGUAUUAUCUUAUUUUGAGGUUACCCAGUAAAUGUAUUUUUUAGAGAAACUGGCGACUGGAAUUGGAAUGCUAGCUCCUUCAAAUCAAGAAUGGGUUGCGCUGCUGCAAAAUCACAGUAGAGCCAAAAUAGUUUCCCUGAAUGAAAACAAUAGAAUUGUAGCACAAUCGAUUUAGAAAUAUUGGAAAACUUCAGAAUCAGAAAAAUUGUGGUCCUGUCUUUGUUUGAUUUCUAUUUAUAAUUAUUAUAGAACUUUUUCUUAGAGAAAAGUAUGCAUUUGAAGAUGUCUAUAUUGAAAUUACGAGAACUCUUUUCGCGUUCCUUGGGUACCAUUGUCUUUGCUCAAUUCAUAUUUUCAAAACAAUUUAAAAGUGGACUCUGUAAUGUCUUUUUCCUUGAGUUUUUGAAAGAACUGCGCUGUGAUAGCUUUUUAGUCCUCCAAAAUUUUGAAACUAGUUUAGCUAUUGGCAAUGAGCAGUACCGCCGAGAGGGGGGGGGGGGGUAGCCGGGGCAACUGCCCCGGGGCCAGGGUUCUUUUAGGGGCCCGUGAAAGAUGAAGCUGUUUUAUUCUGUUAUAGUUUAUGAUGAUAUUGAAGCGAAGACUUAAAGUUAUGUAUUUUAUGAAAUUUAAGAAAUUCUCAACUUAGUCAAUAGCAAAUUUUUCCGUUUUUGAUAAUCUACUUGAAAUGAUAAAAAAUAUCUUGUUUGAAAAUUAAAAAAGUUUAAAAGGGGCCCGUUUCUAUUUAGCUGUCCAGGGGCCUGUCCUAGCUC